UUGUGAUUGGGGGCGCUCGUGUCUCCUCUAAAACUACUCUUCAGUUUUCUUCGAUCUCACCUGGCGACAAGGCUGUUCAAGAGCAUAACGGUGUCUAGACUUCAUCGGGCAUUACCACCCCCAACUAUCUCCCCUCAAUUCUGUUCUCUCCACGUUGGCGCACUUCAUUGGCGAACAGGUGCAUGUCGAAGAAAGCUUAGUAUGCUGUAAAAUAUUUAAGAUUUCAAAGGUUCAUCGAAUGAUUCCUUUUCGCUGCAAUUAACUCGGAGGAACGAUUUUCAUGCUGUUUUGCAUUUCAUCUUCAAGAACACUUCCUUCGAUAUUUGUCUGCAACAAAAAAUGUAGCGCAUUAACACAGACAUCAUCUGCCUCAGAAUGAAAGAGUGAUCCUCUAUUUCAGUGACGCAUUUUGUCAUAGAAGCAAUGAUGGUUUCAAUAAGACUUCAAACAGUAGAGAGAAUGUGAGAAAUCGUAAAUAAACUUCCCUGCAAAAUAAACAGACUUGACUAUUUAUUUUUUCCAUACUGAUAUUGACAGUAAUACACAAUGUCUAUUCAUAUAGCGAAUGGUUUUCAUGUCAGCAACUAUGCAGCCUAUGCUGUAUUAAUGCAGAACGCAAAUUUCACACUUGACUGGCCAAACAAUACCAAUAAUACUCCAUUUUAUGAGAGUGAAGAAUAUUAUGAUCCUCAAAUUGAUAUAUUUAGUCACUUACCUGGACUAAAAGCUAUAUUUUACGCUAUAUACAUCACUAUAUUUUCAAUAGGAAUUUGUGGCAACGUUCUCGUUUGCUAUGUUGUAUUCCGAAAUAAAUCAAUGCAGACUGUAACCAAUUUCUUCAUAACUAACCUAGCGUUAUCUGAUAUACUUUUAUGCACGUUUGCAGUACCAUUUACACCGCUCUACAUGUUCAUGAGCCAGUGGGUAUUUGGAAGGGUACUUUGUCAUCUAGUACCCUAUGCUCAAGGUGUCAGCGUCUAUAUAUCAGCAUUUACUUUGAUGUCAAUAGCCAUCGACAGAUUUUUUGUCAUUAUAUACCCAUUUAAACCAAGGCUUCAAGUUACUUAUUGUUACUUGAUAAUUGUAGCAGUAUGGGUGCUAGCUGGAUUGCUUACCCUUCCGUAUGGUAUAUUCAUGGCGUUGGUUCCUACUGAAAAUGGUAUAUAUUGUGAUGAGGUGUGGCCCCAUGAAUCCAGUCGAAGAGCGUUUGGAUUUUCUACAUCAAUUUUACAGUUUGUUGUACCAUUUAUCAUUAUUACAUUUUGCUACAUGAAAGUGUGCAUCAAGUUGAAAAACCGCGCCAAAUCAAAACCAGGAACCAAAUCUGUGAAGAAAGAAGAGAUGGAGAGGGAAAGAACACGCCGCACAAACAGAAUGCUUAUCACUAUGGUGGUUAUAUUCGGUGCUUCUUGGUUGCCAAUCAAUAUUUACAACCUUAUUAUAGACUUUUACAUACCAGCUGCUUCAUGGAAAUUUUUAAACGUAAUUUUCUUCAUGUCUCAUGCGGCUGCAAUGAGCUCAACCUGUUACAACCCAUUCCUCUAUGCUUGGCUCAAUGAAAAUUUUAGAAAAGAGUUUAUGAUUGUUUUACCUUGCUUUAAUUCGGCUGUUCAAGCUCCAAAUACGAUGUCAAAGAGGGUUGUAAGCGGCAAGGCUGAUAAAUCUUGCAACGGACAUGAUGGCCACGAAAAUGUAACACUUCUUCCAAUGAAAGAGAUCCAAAAUAAAGACAGAAAAAUUCAGAAGGACCGAGUUGCUGCAACAAAAAAUAGCACCUCGGUUACCGACACAGUAAGAAUAAAUGUUACGAGCAAUGAUUUGGAACCUAUUUAAAGCAGCUGAUUCUACAAAAAGCGAAACACGCUAGUGAGAAUUAAUUUAUUAUUCUGUUUCAUACUAUGUAUUAUUCUUAUUUAUAAAUUUCAAGUCCAUGUGAUAUAAAUUCGCAUUAAAGAAGUAUAGUAUUAGACAGCAUUACAAAAAGAAAUACCAGCUGUUUAUAAAUUUUGCAUUUUUUAUCAUCUUUAUACUUUAAUUAAUACUCACUAAAUUACUUUAACAUAAAAUAUGUAAUUGCUAGUUUUAGAGACACUAAUUAGUUUUAAAUGAAUAAAUCUCAUGGAACUGAAACGGUACGAUAUUAUAUGAUUUGCUUUAAAGAAAAACUUCAUCAGCUUCAAAAAUAUACAUAUUGGAGAAAUGAAUAUUGUAUUGGAUAUAACAAUUGACAUGUUUCAAGCGAGCACAUACAUCAGCUUAUCUUGAUGUCCUGAAAUCUAGCUUCAUUCAUAGGAAUGCUAAUUCCCUUGUUAACGACAUUAGUUCCUUACCAUCUGAUAUUUUCCUAGUUUUUCUCACCUUUAUUUUCCAUUCUUCGAUAUCCACUUAACGUUUUACACCGAAGAGCCAUUACAUUAUGACCACCCUCCAUCUAUAACAAUGGGCUCG
Molecule: messenger RNA, 2448 nt
Organism: Parasteatoda tepidariorum (common house spider)
Lineage: Eukaryota; Metazoa; Arthropoda; Arachnida; Araneae; Theridiidae
Product: prolactin-releasing peptide receptor-like
Biological process (GO): G protein-coupled receptor signaling pathway
Cellular component (GO): plasma membrane; neuron projection
Molecular function (GO): neuropeptide binding; neuropeptide Y receptor activity
Source: RefSeq, a predicted model, not a curated record